Ceutorhynchus assimilis (cabbage seed weevil) is the source of this 1759-nucleotide messenger RNA. Lineage: Eukaryota; Metazoa; Arthropoda; Insecta; Coleoptera; Curculionidae. The record is from the annotation of a GenBank genome assembly.
UCAUAAAACUGAAAAUCUGAUAUUGAAUUGUUUAGUUGUUUUGAAGCAGGCUAAAAGUAAAUAUGUUCAGACUUCUAGCGAUUUGUUGUUGUAUAUUGAGUGCAUCAUCUGACGAUGCUAUCAACAAUCACAAUUUUCCUGAAAAUUUUUCGUUAGGCGUCGCCACAGCCGCUUUCCAAAUUGAAGGAGCUUGGAAUGCAGACGGAAAAGGUGAAAACUUGUGGGAUUGGUUCAUGCACAAGUAUCCAGAAAAAAUCGAAGGUCAAGCCAAUGGCGAUGUUGCUUGUGAUUCAUAUUAUCAAUGGCAAGAAGAUGUUAAACUCUUAAGAGAUUUGGGUGUCAAUCAUUAUCGAUUAUCUAUUUCAUGGACUAGAAUUUUGCCUGAUGGUCUUGCCAAUAAUUUCACUCUUAAUCAGAAAGGUGUAAAUUAUUAUAGAACUAUAUUCAAGAUUCUUCUCGAUGCAGGUAUUACUCCCUAUGUUACUCUGUACCAUUGGGAUUUACCUUUACCUCUUCACCAGUUGGGUGGGUGGGUAAAUCCGAUUAUUGCCGAUCAUUUUGCUGCCUAUGCUAGAGUAUGUUUUCAACAAUUUGGAGAUCUUGUCAAAAAUUGGAUUACCAUUAAUGAACCACAGACUUACUGCUCGUUAGGAUAUUUAACUGGUGAACAUGCUCCUGGAUACAUUCUACCUGCAGAAGCUAUAUACAAGUGUGCCUACACCACUGUGAUGGCUCAUGCCAAGGCUUAUCAUAUCUAUCAAGAUGAAUUUAAGCGUACUCAAAAUGGUCGAGUUUCAAUAGUUCUCGACAGUCCUUGGUUCCAGCCACCAUCGGAUUCAGACGAAGACCAACUGGCAAGUCAAAGAGCAUUUGAUUUUACUUUGGGUUUGUACGCUAAUCCUAUCUACGUUGGCAACUGGCCGGAACAAGUGAUCAGUAUUGUAGAUUACAGAAGUGAAAUGGAAGGCUAUCCGUCCUCAAGGUUACCGAAAUUUACUGAUGAAGAAAUCGCUUAUAUAAAGGGCACCUAUGAUUUCUUUUGUCUUAACUCCUAUUCUACUAAUUUCGCGUAUCACCAAAACAAUAAAGAUGAACGCAUCGAUCCAGAUAAUGUAAGUUUUCUCUCAGAUCAAGGUGUUGGUUUUUACGUGGAUCCUAAAUGGCCCUCUGAAGUGGAUUGGGUCAACUUAGUACCAUCUGGAUUUAGAAAGCUGAUCAAAUACGUUCAUGACACAUAUAACCAACCGGAAAUUUUCAUUACCGAAAAUGGAUGGGCUCAAAAUAGUACCACUAGUGGCACAGAGGAUCCAGCUAGGAUUACUUAUAUCAAGCAAUACCUCAGUGCAGCUUUGGAUGCAAUUUACAUUGACGGUGCUAAUGUUACUGGAUACACUGUUUGGAGUCUAAUGGAUAAUUUGGAAUGGGAUCAUGGAUAUCAGAUUAAAAUGGGAUUGGUUCAAGUAGAUUUUGAAUCUGUUGAUAGAACCAGGACCCCAAAAGCGUCAUACACCUGGUACCAGAACAUUAUCAAAAAUCGAUGUUUGGCUGAUAACGUUAAUGAUUGUACUUCCUAAAUGAAAUCGAAUAAUUCAGCGAUAAAUUGAUUAUCAGCGAGAGUUGUUAUCUUGAAAAUAAUGAAUAAUUUAUUUAUAUAGAAUCUGUACAUGACAAUUAAAUUUUUCAAGAGGCAAGGAGUUGGAGAAAUUUGUUUGUAGAUAUAGGCAUUAUUUAUUUUAAUAAAUUGAAAAUUCCAGUUGAA